Molecule: messenger RNA, 1523 nt
Organism: Camelus dromedarius (Arabian camel)
Lineage: Eukaryota; Metazoa; Chordata; Mammalia; Artiodactyla; Camelidae
Gene: DNAJA1
Product: DnaJ heat shock protein family (Hsp40) member A1
Exons: 9
Coding region: 165-1358 (397 amino acids)
Biological process (GO): response to heat; protein refolding
Cellular component (GO): cytoplasm; cytosol
Molecular function (GO): ATP binding; Hsp70 protein binding
Source: RefSeq, a predicted model, not a curated record
CGCCUGGGCUCGGCUACAAAAGACGACGGCUGCGGCGCGCCGGGCGGAACUUUCCAGAACGCUCGGUGAGAGGCGGAGGAGCGGUGGCUGCCCCAGCUGCGCACAGCAAGGCGCUCCUUUCCACUCUCCAACACCGGCCUCGGCCCGCUCACCGGCUGUAGAAAAUGGUGAAAGAAACCACUUACUAUGAUGUUUUGGGGGUUAAACCCAAUGCCACCCACGAAGAAUUGAAAAAGGCCUAUAGGAAACUGGCCUUGAAGUACCACCCUGAUAAGAAUCCAAAUGAAGGAGAGAAGUUUAAACAGAUUUCUCAAGCUUACGAAGUGCUCUCUGAUGCAAAGAAAAGGGAAUUAUAUGACAAAGGAGGAGAACAGGCAAUUAAAGAAGGUGGAGCAGGUGGCGGUUUUGGCUCCCCUAUGGAUAUCUUUGAUAUGUUUUUUGGAGGAGGGGGAAGGAUGCAGAGAGAAAGAAGAGGUAAAAAUGUUGUGCAUCAACUCUCAGUAACCCUGGAAGAUUUAUAUAAUGGUGCAACGAGAAAACUAGCUCUGCAAAAGAAUGUGAUUUGUGACAAAUGUGAAGGCCGAGGUGGUAAGAAAGGAGCAGUAGAGUGCUGUCCCAAUUGCCGAGGUACUGGAAUGCAAAUAAGAAUUCAUCAGAUAGGACCUGGAAUGGUUCAGCAAAUUCAGUCUGUAUGCAUGGAAUGCCAGGGCCAUGGGGAGAGGAUCAGCCCUAAAGAUAGAUGUAAAAGCUGCAAUGGAAGGAAGAUAGUUCGAGAGAAGAAAAUUCUAGAAGUUCACAUUGACAAAGGUAUGAAAGAUGGCCAGAAGAUAACAUUCCAUGGUGAAGGAGACCAAGAACCAGGACUGGAGCCAGGAGAUAUUAUCAUUGUUUUAGAUCAGAAGGACCAUGCUGUUUUUACUCGACGAGGAGAAGAUCUUUUCAUGUGUAUGGACAUACAGCUGGUUGAGGCGUUGUGUGGCUUCCAAAAGCCAAUAUCUACUCUUGACAACCGAACCAUAGUCAUCACUUCUCAUCCAGGUCAGAUUGUCAAGCAUGGAGAUAUCAAGUGUGUGCUAAAUGAAGGCAUGCCAAUUUAUCGUAGACCAUAUGAAAAGGGUCGCCUAAUCAUUGAAUUUAAGGUAAACUUUCCUGAGAAUGGCUUUCUCUCCCCCGAUAAACUCUCUUUGCUGGAAAAACUCCUACCUGAGAGGAAGGAAGUAGAAGAGACUGAUGAAAUGGACCAGGUAGAACUAGUGGACUUUGAUCCAAAUCAGGAAAGACGGCGCCAUUACAAUGGAGAAGCAUAUGAGGAUGAUGAACAUCAUCCUCGGGGAGGUGUUCAGUGUCAGACCUCUUAAUGGGGCCAGUGAGCACACUCACCACUGGUAUUUUAUUUGCAGUAGUGAAUGAGUGAAGGACUAUCAUCAUAAUAUGCUCACUACUUGCUAUUGUUUUUGUUUUAAUAUUCAACUAUAGUAGUGUUUUAAAAGUUAAAUGAAGAAUAAACUCGAAUAUAAAAGCUC